CUCUCCUUUCAUUCGUGGGUAUAAUGUGAAGACAUGAGGUGGGUGUGUGUUGCUCUGAGCCAUAAGCACAGAGCAUGCAGAUAGAAGUGUUUGUGUGUCUGUGAGUUCGAGAGAGACAGGCAGGUUACGCUCCGUGAAGUGAAACCAAUCUCUAGGAGGAAGCAUCUUAAGUAAUGACUUUCCACACCCAGAAAAAUAGCUGAUGAGGAACUUUAACACAACGUCUGUAAGUGGAAUGAGACCGCCAUCCACGGAAGGCCCUGAAGUAAAGGUAUUGGCAGCUGUUUCAAAGUAUCUGCAUUAGAAUAGACGUCAAAAUAGGAAGAGCGAAGAGCAAGCACAGGAGAAAGAGGCAGUGGGGAGGAGAGCAGCAGCCGAAGGCAAGUCUUUCGUUCAGGGUUAAGCCUGUUAGUUAUCUUACUGAAGGCUUCCUGCGUCAGCACCAUGGGAAAAUCAGCCUCGAAGCAGUUUUCCGAGGAGGUGCUGCAAUGCCAUAAUGAGUUCAGGAGGAAACACCAGGCUCCUCCAAUGAAGCUGAGCAGCAAGUUAAGCAGAGAAGCUACCCGUUAUGCUGAAAGUCUGGCCAGUACCCGGAUAUUGAAACACAGUGUGGAGUCCAGUAGAGGGAGCUGUGGAGAAAACCUUGCGUGGGCCUCCUAUGACCAAUCAGGAAAGGAUGUUGCAGACCGCUGGUAUGACGAAGUGAAACAGUACAACUUCAACCGCCCUGGAUUCUCCUCUGCCACUGGCCAUUUCACAGCCAUGGUGUGGAAGAGCAGUAACAAGCUGGGGGUCGGCAAAGCCACUGCAUCAGACGGUUCUUCCUUCGUGGUGGCCCGAUACUUCCCCGCUGGAAAUAUUACUAACCAGGGACACUUUGAGAACAACGUCCUCCCGGCUAAAACCCCCACCUAACAAAGUAUAGAUUCACAACCCCGACUGCAGAGUGAGCACUGCUACAAAUACUCAGGAGAGCACCACCAUAGAAGAGAUCCAUUCUACCAUCUUGAAUGGAUUUUUGAAUGAUGAAAUUCCCUCUGGUUUAAAGGUCAUGUUUUUUUGUUUUUUUUCAAAAGGAACCUGUGUGCGCUGUAGUUUAGCAUAAAAGAAGCACUAUUGUUUGACGUUGCUAACAAAACAUUUUCAGUGACCAUUUGAAUAGUUUAUUUGGUCAUUUACUUUUGCCUGUGACCAUAUUUAAUUAAUCAAUGCCAAUACCUUUUUUUAAUAUAUUUUUACAUACUGAAAUACUUCAGUCUGUAUUUAUGGAAGAAUGAGAGUUAAGUCAGUUAAAGGGACAGGCUUUACUUGUAUUUGCAUAUAAGUGAAAGCUGAUGAAUCAACAUUCUUGAUAUUGGUUUGUGUUCUUGCCAAAACUUGUCAGAGCAGAUCCCUGUAGCCUGAAUAUGUGUUUUAUGUUCUAAUCCGUUUUGUACAAUAAAGUUUGACAGAUUGUCAGAAAAUGCAUUUGGCAUCUGUCUGAGCAUG
Molecule: messenger RNA, 1488 nt
Organism: Pungitius pungitius (ninespine stickleback)
Lineage: Eukaryota; Metazoa; Chordata; Actinopteri; Perciformes; Gasterosteidae
Gene: glipr2l
Product: GLI pathogenesis-related 2, like
Exons: 5
Coding region: 445-915 (156 amino acids)
Cellular component (GO): extracellular region
Source: RefSeq, a predicted model, not a curated record